Micromonas pusilla CCMP1545 is the source of this 1867-nucleotide messenger RNA. RefSeq lists its product as uncharacterized. The record is from RefSeq and is a predicted model, not a curated record. The transcript has a single exon. Lineage: Eukaryota; Viridiplantae; Chlorophyta; Mamiellophyceae; Mamiellales; Mamiellaceae. Bases 210 to 1502 code for a protein of 430 amino acids.
GAACAACGCGCGCGAAACUUGAUUCACACACACUUUACUUUGUUCCCCUCCGGUUCAACUCCGAAAGGUCAAGUUUGAACGACGAACUUUCCCGCCUGUGACAAAGGCACUUUGGCUAACAUCGCGGGGGUAAGGCGGCGAGCACUUGUCCAUCCCAGGACUCGUUGUAAACUUCAGCUGACAAAUACGCCCACCAGGACGAGAUAGUUAUGGGAGCAAAUUUCGAUUUCCACCCAGGCCGUGAUCCUAAUCAAGGCGAUCACAGCAAAGAGCUGCACGCGGAAUUCUCUCCCUCGCGUGGAACUGCAGAAGAUACCAGACGUCACGGAUCCGUCAGUAACUUCGGUGCAGGUGGUCAAAGACAUUACCGGCGCAGAAUGGUUGGCCAAGCUUCCGUUUCCACUGAAACUACCCUCAAGUUUACAGAGGGUGGUCUUGGACCGCAUAGAGGUGCAAUUCUGUAUGGUCAUCACGACAUUGUCGGGUCGAUUAGUCCAGAGCAACCAAAUCAGAGGCGGUUUCCACGAAUGAUGCAACAAGGUCAAACUUUCGUUGGCAUGGCACUUCCGCCUGCUGACCCAGCCCCAGAACCACCUCCAGCUGACCCAUACCCUUGGGCUGACCAUUUUCUUGAUCACUCUGGUAAGAUGUCCAACAGAGGCAAGGAUGAUUGUGAGGGCGAGAACAUAUAUUUUGGCGGACAAAAAAGGCAUUCCGACCGCGAUCCAUCUGAUACAAGCCAUUUGUUUACAAAUCCAGACUCACCGUCGCCGGAGCAGCCAAGCAAGGAACAGCGAUGGAAGAGGGGGAUGGCCAUUGGUCGAUUCUCACCGAUGCUUCGACCCGAUGUUGCACUGCCCACCGGCGUUGUUCCAGCUCUAGCCGAAACAAGUGAUUCAGUCAAUGGACGCGAUGAUAACACUGGCUUCGGAAGACGUUCUGUUGGAGUCAGAGUUUUACCGGAAGGAAUCUAUGCAGGGACAAAGUCUGACCCAAGGAACGCCGAGAUGAUUGGUAAGAAAAUGAGUUAUCCGCAAAUGACCACGAACACGUUUGAAUCCGUAGGCAUGACUCCGAAAGCGCUUGGUGUGAUUGAUGAUAGGGUACAGUCCGUUAAGUUUCAACCGACGCAUUAUGCCGGGGGCAUGCCUGUUCCGGGAAAGAGAGGAUUGGUUGGGCCACGGAAGAAAGCAUACCCAAACAUGACAAAGAACACCUUUGACUCUGUCGGUAUAACGCCAAAAGCAUUAGGUGUACCCGAUGACGUGGACUGUAUUCGGCCAAGUAUGCCAAACAAUAUGGCUGGCGCUUCCACUGAUUUUCUCGCGUGUCAUCGUGUGGCAAAGAAGCCAGGAUACUUCAGUCAUGCUGCCAAGUCACAAAACACCUUCGAGUCUGUGGGGAGGGCUAUGGUACUGCUUGAUGAGAGCGGCAGUCCACUUGGCGAACCUAAGCAUGAAAAAUACAUCGAGAACAACUCCCGAAGUGGCAGAUACAGUUGAGCUGUAAUAUCUACAUACCUUCAGACGAUUGCGUUCUUCGUCGCAUUCUGAAAAGCAGGCGUCUUACAGAGAAAUGAAUGACUCGGUCGUUGUCUUUUCUAAGUUGUGUCUAUCUGUAGGUAUCCCUGUUCACACAUACAUAUAUAUUGAGCUAGUGUGAAAUAUCAGAAUCGAACUACUUGAACGUCAGUUGUGUCCGUUGGUUUGGGGUACAUUGCACAACGCGCAUUUCACUUCUUCGGGUCAUGGCCUAGCUGGCUUUACUUUAUCAGACGAACAGGUAACUUAGAAGUCUACGGAGUAUCUGGAAGGAGAGAACUGCAACUCAGGCAUUUUGCGAGUACACUGUGAUAUUUUUAUUUCUU